AUGCAUUUCCCCGACAGCAUGUCUCACAAGGCUAGCAUGGAUGUGGAACGUACACAUGGCAGCCCUCUUGACGGCCUUGGCCCGAACGACGACAACUUCACCAACACUGCGCAAAAUCAUGAGGCGGUUAGGGAGAUCUCGCGUCUCAUCUUGGGGAUCAUUCUCGAGUAUGCGCUCAACAAGUUUGACCAUGCAAAAGUUCAAUCCGAGGAAGUUGCGAAUAACUUCCUGCCGAUCAUUGACCGAUUCGUUGCUGCAGGGACGCGGGUAGAGGCUUGCCUCCCCGCAUUCCCGUUCAAGUCGGCCAACAAAGUAUACAAGGUCCUCGGUAGCCUACCCGAUAAGGCUGAAGAGCUGGCCCUUGACCGCUUGAAUAGCAUGUGCGCGCGCAUUCGGCAAGUCUACUCACCUGGCGCACAGGUCACUAUCAUCUCGGAUGGCAUCACAUACAAUGAUCUGUUAUGCAUAUCUGAUAAAGACACAUGGGCUUACGGAGAGGCUCUACGCAAGAUGGCCGUCCAGAAACACUUCAACUACAUCGUCUUCUCCAGAAUAAGUGACCUGCUCGAUUUCCCUGUGCCGGAAAAGAUGAGUGAAAUCGUCUAUGUCGCUAACUGUACCACGUUCCGCCGCUUGCUGCUAAAUAAGUAUGGAAGAGCCGACCUUAACAUUGACCACGAGAUUGCUUCGAAUCCAGAUACAAAGUUGACCUAUCUCGGAUACAAGAGAUUUCUGGAGUCCGAUUUGAAGCACAUCUUUCCUCGAGGGGCAGAUCGAUCUGCUCACAGCUACAAGCGAGAUUGCAAGUACCUUGCUAGGCAGAUGCUGAUCAGAGGAGACGCUUUUGCACAGGCGAUCAAAAACUGUUUCCCCAACCAUUUGCGGCUUUCCAUCCACGAAUCAGUAGGCGGCACUAAGCUGUCGAUAUCUCUGCUGAAUACGAAGACCGGGUUCACCACUCCAUGGCACUGCAGUGUCGCUCGGCUGGCCGAUGGGGAGUGGAUCAGUGCUCCUAUGGGCGAAUUCAGUAAGGACGACAGGCUGGAGCUCGUGUACGAGGCCGGCCGGCCCAGUCACUUCAGGGAGAAGCCGUGGGAGGGGGACGCUUGCGGCAUCAGCGAGACAACGGCGAGCUAUCUCCAAGAAGCCAGACCACUUAGCACCAGUGAAUAUCUCAGCAGAGCUUUUACACCACCGGUCACUGUCUCACCCGCUAUGCCUUCGCCCAGUGAUCUUUCCAUUUUCACACCUAGUGGGAGCGUGGGAGGCAGCGCAGCCAGCACUCCAGAAACACAGUCUCCUCCAGGCUUCGCAUUGAGCGGUCUGGGGAUUGUCGUGGAGGACAAGUUGAGCAAUGAUUCAUUUCCGGAACAGAUUUCUGAGACUGCUUCAGUACCAUAUGGCAACAGGCUCAUCCCGCAGAUCAUGGACCGCUUGGCUGCUGCCGAGCCGGGGCGUAUUGUUUUCUCACUGGCAACAUUAUCCGGCGACUCACUUGAGUUUAGGCAUGUUUCCGCUCGCGCCUUCACCAAGGCCGUUGACAAGACCGCUUGGUGGCUUCAGAACCAGGUUGGCAAACCCGACUCGAUCCAGGCUCUGGGCUACAUCGGACCACGCACUAACCUUGGGGUUGAAAAAGAUGAUCUACGACACAUUCUGCUGACCUAUGCAUGUGUCAAGGCUGGCUACGCGGCCUUGUUCCUGUCGCCAAAGAAUAACACGGAAGGGGCACUCGCAGUCCUCGACGCAACAAAAUGCAAUAUCUGGGUCAAUGCUUGCGAGGCAUCCCCUGUCCCUUUGGUCAAGGAGGUCCUUCAGAAACGCCCCAUGAACGUUCUGCAGCUCCCUCUGCUCGACGAGCUUCUCGAUGCCAUGUCCACCGAGGCUUUUCCGUAUACCAAGACGUUCGACGAAGCCAUCAACGACCCAUUCUGUUUCCUGCAUACAUCUGGGACCACGGGAGUGCCCAAGCCGAUUCCUUGGACUCACGGGCUGAUCGGCACCAUGGAUGCGGUGCGACUACUACCACCUGUUGGGGGCAAUGAUGAUUUGCCCCCGUGGACGUCUGAUUGGAAGCCAGGUGAUAGUAUCUACUCAUCAUUCCCUAUGAGCCACGGUGCCGGUAUUAUCAUGGAUAUUCUGAUGCCCGCCCUCUUUAACUUACACUGCAUCUUGGGACCAGCGGACGUCCUGCCUAAUAUCAAUCUGGUGGAAGCUCUUGCAGAGAAUGCCAAAAUUGAUAUCUGGAGCAUGGUGCCGUCCCUGGUCGACGAGUUGGGCGAGACGCCUGGAGUAUUGGCAAAGCUCAAGUCAUCGAAAUUCAUUUGUGCAUCUGGCGGUCCCGUCAGUCCAGUCAGCGCUGGCAAGGUAAAUGAGGUAAUAAGAGUGCUGAACUUGACUGGCACAACAGAGGGUCUGUUUAUUGGGAACCUCAUACCACCAAGAGAGGAUUGGGUUUGGUUUUGCUUCCAUCCGUACUCCGGCUUCGAGUUCAAGGAAGUCGAGGCGGACACAUACGAGCAUUGGGUGCAUCGCAACGAGCACUGGCCUCUGUUCCAGGGCAUCUUCCAUACUUUCCCAAAUGAGCAAUCGAUUAACUUCAAGGACCUGUACAUGAGGCAUCCCACCAAGCCCAAUUUGUGGGCCUUCAAGGGAAGAAGCGACGAUCUCGUCGUGCUGUCCAACGGAUACAAGAUAUCGCCCCUAGAGACGGAAACCUUCAUCACCACUCACCCUGCCAUCAAGGGAUGUCUGAUUUUCGGAACGGGGAAGCCCCAGGCAGGUCUCCUUAUCGAGUUGAAAGAACCGUCGCACAAGACCGACGAGCUUCUCGACAGCAUUUGGGAAACAGUCAAACAGGCCAACUCCAUGUCUCGACACAAAAAUCAGCUGCUGAGGGACUUUGUCACUUUUGCAGAGCCUGACAAGCCCUUUUUCCGCACAGACAAGGGCACGGUGAAACGGUCCGCCACCCUGAACCUUUACGCCGACUACAUUGAGCGUUUCUACAGCUCACGUAGUGACGAUCUCGCCGACACCUUCACCUUCGACAUGAGCUCGAACAAUUCAAUCCAGGACUUUAUUCGCCAGAUCCUCGCCUCGUCACUCCCUGACAUCCAGGAAGCCUCUCCAGACGCGGACCUGUUUGCUCUUGGGCUGGACUCCCUCGGUGUCUUUGCGGCCAUCAAGACGAUCCGGGCAGCUACAGGGCUAGGUGAUCGGCUCGGUCCCCGCCACAUCUACGCCAAUCCAACCAUCACCCAACUCUCUGAUGCAAUCACGCUUCUGGCAGCCGAGGCGAAGAGUGCAAACAAAGCCGCCUCAUCUAACGAGUCUGUUGACAAUGACGUGGCUACUAUGAAGAACAUGAUUGCUCAGCACAAGGCGCGGCAGUCGUUCAGCUUGAACGCAUUCGACUAUGUCAACCCGAACCACGGCAUGGGCUUGGUUUUCUACUUCCCAAUACGCGAAGCAGUCAGCUACGAACAGGUAUUUGUCAAUCUACAGGAGGGCCUCAACCGCACAUUCGAUCUGAUUCCAGCUCUCAGCGGCAAGAUAAUGAACUGCUCGGAGCAAGUGAUCGGCUACACCAAAGGGGACCUCUGCGUCACGAUUCCCCCUCUUUCAAAGGCAGCCUCUGUCCGCAAUCGCCUGGUCUACAAGGACCUCUCUGCUGUUCUCCCGUCAUUCGACAAGUUGCGUGAAGGAGGCUUCGCGCCGUCUGCCUUCAAGGACAGUCUUGUCCUCCGAGAUGAUCCUUUCCCCAAAAUGCCCGCCGAUAUUUUCGUCGGGCAGGCCAACUUCGUCUCUGGUGGCUGUAUUCUUGCUGUCGACCUCAAUCAUUGCUGCCUCGACGGCCUCGGUGCCAUGGUCGCUAUCAAGGCCUGGGCUGAGAACUGCAGAUAUUUGCAGGGCGAUAAGUCGGCGAAUUGUAGCUGGUAUGACCCCGAGAGCUUCAACCACAGCCUGCCAGAAAUUAUUCAUGAGCAAGAAGGCUGGGCCCGACCGCUCCACGAGAUCGAUCCUGGUACAUGGGAUUUCUUGCCCUUCUUCCCCCCCGAUGAUGAGAAUCAGACCAAUGGUACAUCUGUCGAGAAGACAACGGCGAAGACGACGGUUGAUGGCGAAUUCCUCGUUUCCCAGAAGGCUUCGAAUCAAGGAGCCGUUCCCCCUCGACCCAUUUUCCCCCUACAUCCUGUCUGGCCGCUGCCUCGCGCUGAGAGAUGCCUGAAGACGACCAUGUUCCUUAUCACACCCGAGAAGCUGGAGAAGAUGAAGAAAGACGUCAUAGCCGACCCCGAGGCCAAGGGGGUCAUCAAUUCUAUUAGUGACAUCGUGCAGGCCUUCUUCUGGCGUGCCGCCAUCAGGGCCCGAUACCGCGUGGCCACGGAGUUUCGCAAGCAGACUUUCGGGCCCGACGACGUGUCCAUUCUCGAGCUGCCUACCGACGGCCGCCCAUAUUUUUCCUCCCUGUUGCCGUCGACAUACAUGGGCAGCUUGCUCAUCCUCAAUCGAUCGAGCAUGCCCAUCGAGACACUCUGCUCUGAUGAUACAAGUAUCGGACGAGUCGCGUUCCUGCUCCGCCAGUCCUCUGCGCGCAUCACCCCCUCGCUCGUGCACGACGCGUUUACAAUCCUGCAGUCACUUCCCGACCACAGCAGAUUCUCGACCGCCAAUAUGGGCCUCGAGCACAUGCACGCCAUGAUUUCCAAUAUUCUGCUAUUCCCAACCAGCGAGAUCUGCUUUGGAGACACCUUUUUCGCCAACGGAGGUUUGCCUGAGUCCAUGCGGCCGCAGCUCGAGCGUGGCAAUGGCCGUUUUCGGUUCUUGGUCAUCUUCCCGAUGAAGAAGGAUGGAGGUGUGGAGCUUGUCUUGGGCACGCACCAAGAAGAGUUGGAGAUGUUCAAGACGGACGAGGAAUUUACGAAGUAUGCGGACCUUGUACACACCUGUUGCUAA
Molecule: messenger RNA, 4959 nt
Organism: Aspergillus thermomutatus
Lineage: Eukaryota; Fungi; Ascomycota; Eurotiomycetes; Eurotiales; Aspergillaceae
Exons: 6
Coding region: 1-4959 (1652 amino acids)
Source: RefSeq, a predicted model, not a curated record